AUGCGGAAGCAAGAUGGAAGUGCCGAGACAGGCCAUGAACUGUGUCACGUAGUUGUCGUCGACAAAGUGGAUGGAGAGGCGGCUGAGUUGGAUACAAGAACUGAUGAAGCGAAGCAACUAGUUGCCAGCGUGCGAGAUUGCGAAGACACUGAAUUGCCCGCUCAUUUACCUUCAACAUGGCCAAACGGUCGCAGAAGCAGUGCAGCUGCAACCAACGAGUUUGAUCCUGUUAGGACUACCCGGUGGCAAAGUGUGUUGAACUUCGUUGUCAUUCUCUACCUGAUCUUUCUCAAUAUUACAAACGCUCAGGAAAGAUGGGUAAUAAAAGGAGUAGGAAGUCUCCACGAGUCGCAGGAUGCCUCGCCAGCUCCUAGAGAAGGUUAUCGUGAAAGGCAGCUCUUAAUUGUUGAUGAGGAAAUGGAGGACCAGAAUGAUUUAUUGGAAUUGAUGGACGAAAUGAGUCGGUGA
Molecule: messenger RNA, 468 nt
Organism: Paracoccidioides brasiliensis Pb18
Exons: 3
Coding region: 1-468 (155 amino acids)
Source: RefSeq, a predicted model, not a curated record